Messenger RNA from Condylostylus longicornis, 1137 nucleotides. RefSeq names its product odorant receptor 94b-like. Gene Ontology annotation, cellular component: plasma membrane. The transcript is spliced from 5 exons. NCBI's taxonomy places the organism in Eukaryota, Metazoa, Arthropoda, Insecta, Diptera, Dolichopodidae. Gene Ontology annotation, biological process: sensory perception of smell; detection of chemical stimulus involved in sensory perception of smell. The coding region runs from base 1 to 1137 and encodes 378 amino acids. The record is from RefSeq and is a predicted model, not a curated record. Gene Ontology annotation, molecular function: olfactory receptor activity; odorant binding.
AUGGAAGAGAAUUUUGAUGCAAUUCAACCAACUCGUUCAAUUAACAUAGUAUUGAUGGCACUUGGUGUUUGGACAUUUAUUAAUCGAAAAUGGUUUUGGAUUUAUCGUUUAUACACUUACAUUUUACAUUUGAUAGCUUCAUUAUGUUUCGCUAUCAUGAUGAAUAUUAAUUUAGUGAGUGCUGAUAAUUUAAAAGAUUUUCUUGAAUCAAUUUUCAUGACAUUUACAUUGAACGCAAUGAUGGUGAAGAUAAUCAAUGUGGUUUAUUAUGGAAGAAAAGUUGUUAAAUUGAUGGAAAAUUUUCAAGAUGAAAAAUUUAAAUUAGAAAAUGAUAAAGAAUAUAAAAUAAUAAAAGAUAGCCAUAAAAGAUUUAAUCUUUUUAAAAAAUUUUAUAUAUUUUUAUGUUUGAGUGUGAUUUCAACCAGUUACAUUAAUGGUUUUAUAUUACAUAAGAUGCCAUAUGUAUCAUGGUUUCCGUUUGAUUGGCGUAAAAAUGAUACUUACUUUUAUUAUGCUUACAUUUAUGAAGUAAUAUCAAUGACAAUUAAUUGUUUAACAAAUUUAAAUUUAGAUUUAUUUCAAACAUACAUUCUAUUUCAAACCGGUCUCUAUUAUGAAUUAAUUAUAAUGAGAUUAAAGAAUAUUGGUUAUGAACAUGAAGAAUUGGCAAUGAAAAAUUUAAUUAAAACAAUUAAAUCUCAUCAAUUAUUAACAAAAAUCUCGAAAGAUGUUGAAACUAUUGUAUCAGCACCAGUUGCAGUACAAAAUAUAUUGAGUGCUGCAGUUAUAUGCUUAACUGCUUAUGAAUUGGUUACAGUUUCUUUGAAGGACAAUACAUUUGAAUUUAUAUCAUUGUUAUAUUUUUUGGUAACAAUGGCAUUUCAAAUAUUUUUACCAUGCUUUUAUGGUCAUGUUAUAACUGAAAGGAGUGAAUUAUUAUGUGAUGCUAUUUAUUCAUCUAAUUGGGUUGAUGUAUCAGUUAAAAUGAAAAAAUUCAUUUUCAUUUAUAUGGAAAGCUUAAAACGUCCAAUUAUUAUAAAAGCUGGUUCAAUUUUCAAUGUUGAUUUAAGUGUUUUUACAAAGACAAUUAACAAUUCUUACAGUUUAUUUGCUCUUCUAAUGAGUUUGGAGAAAUAA